CUUUGUCCCCAGCCUUCUAAACUUAAACAGAGAGAGUGUGGACUGUUUAAUUAUCUUGUUACAAUGAUAACGAAGAGGACACCAGCUGUUUGCAAAAAAUCAACUCCUCUUCUCUCUCCCUCUCUCUUUCUCUCUAUCUGCUCGACUUGCUGAACCAUAGAAACGCUUCAACCUUCUCAUAAUCUGUCUAAAUGGCAGAGAGACUAGCUCUACCUCUACUCCUUCCAAAUCCUCCACCUUCAAAACCCCCAUUUUUAAACCAAACCCACAACCAACGACAAAAUCCAACUUUACUACCCAAUUCACCACCUCCCUCAACUCCAAUCCUUCAAGACCUCCUCCUCCGCCAUAGCGUCAAGCCCCAACAACCCAUCGACCCACAAGCCCGAACCCGGACCCGGACCCGUAUCGGCCGCUCACGUGACCUCAACCGUGGGAAGCCCUGGACUCAUAACCGUCUGUCUCCUCAGGGUCAGCAGGUUCUCAAUUCCUUAAUUGACUCUUCUUUUGAUUCCAAUCAACUUGACAGUGUUUUGGCUAAGUUAUUUGAGCAAUACCAAGAAAACCCAGAUGCAAAAACAGAUUUUUUGACUGCUGAAGUGCUGGGAAUUGUUAAAGGUUUAGGUUUUUACAAGAAACAUGACUUGGCUUUGGGUGUUUUCAAUUGGGUUAAGGGUAGAAAAGACUGUGACUUGGUUUUGAAUAAUUCUGUUGUUGCUGUUAUUGUUAGUAUGUUAGGAAAAGCAGGGAGGGUAUCUGUUGCUGCCAACUUGUUAAAUAGCUUGCAUAAAGAAGGGUUUAAUCUUAAUGUUUAUGCUUAUACUUCUUUGAUAACUGCAUAUGCCAGUAGUGGGAGGUAUAGGGAAGCCAUGAUGGUUUUUAAGAAAAUAGAGGAAGAGGGUUGCAAACCUACUUUGAUAACUUAUAACGUAAUUUUGAAUGUGUAUGGUAAAAUGGGUAUGCCUUGGAGUAAAAUCAUGGCUCUUGUUGAUGGGAUGAAGAGCGAUGGAGUUGGCCUGGAUGCUUAUACUUAUAAUACGCUUAUAAGUUGUUGCCGUAGAGGGUCUUUGCAUGAGGAAGCGGCUUUGGUUUUUGAUGAAAUGAAAUUGGCUGGUUUUAGUCCGGAUAAUGUCACUUAUAAUGCGUUGUUGGAUGUGUACGGGAAGUCUCGGCGACCUGAGGAAGCCGUGGAGGUUUUAAAAGAUAUGGAACUUAAUGGUUUUACACCUAGCACUGUGACUUAUAAUUCGUUGAUUUCUGCUUAUGCUAGGGAUGGUCUACUGGAGGAGGCAAUGGACUUGAAAAGACAGAUGGAGGGAAAAGGGAUUAAGCCUGAUGUUUUUACCUAUACCACUCUUUUGUCAGGAUUUGAGAAGGCCGGGAAAGAUGAGUUGGCGAUGGGGGUUUUCGAGGAGAUGAGAAGUGCAGGUUGCAGGCCAAAUAUUUGUACUUUCAAUGCUCUAAUUAAGAUGCACGGUAACCGAGGAAAGUUUACUGAGAUGAUGAACGUUUUUGAUGAGAUCAAGGCUUGCAAUGGUGCACCAGAUAUUGUUACUUGGAAUACACUAUUGGCAGUGUUUGGGCAAAAUGGGAUAGAUUUAGAAGUGUCAGGAGUAUUCAAGGAGAUGAAAAGAGCGGGUUUUGUACCUGAAAGGGACACUUUCAACACCCUAAUUAGUGCAUACAGUCGCUGUGGUUCUUUUGAUCAAGCCAUGUCUGUUUAUAAGAGAAUGCUGGAAGCUGGAGUUACCCCAGACCUUUCUACUUAUAAUGCUGUUUUGGCAGCAUUGGCACGGGGAGGGCUCUGGAAACAGUCUGAGAAAAUACUUGCUGAAAUGAAAGAUGGUCGGUGUAAACCCAAUGAGCUAACCUACUGUUCUUUGCUUCAUGUUUAUGCCAAUGGGAAGCAGGUAGAUCGGAUGCAUGCCCUUGCAGAAGAGAUAUAUUCUGGUAUCAUUGAACCUCAUGCUGUGCUCUUAAAGACACUUGUUUUGGUUAAUAGUAAAUGUGACCUUCUUGUGGAAACAGAGCGUGCUUUCUCAGAAUUGAGGAAGAAAGGAUUUUCACCUGACAUAACUACUCUAAAUGCCAUGGUCUCAAUAUAUGGAAGGAGGCAGAUGGUUUCCAAGACAAAUGAGAUCUUGACCUUCAUGAAUGAGAGUGGCUUUACUCCUAGCUUGACAACUUACAAUAGUUUGAUGUAUAUGUAUAGCCGCUCUGAAAAUUUUGAGGAAUCAGAAAAAGUUCUAAGGGAAGUUUUGGCAAAAGGUAUAAAACCUGAUAUAAUUUCAUAUAACACUGUUAUUUAUGCCUAUUGUAGAAAUGGUCGAAUGAAAGAGGCUUCCCGGAUCUUCUCAGAAAUGGGCAAUUCCGGCCUUAUGCCUGAUGUUAUCACUUACAAUACCUUUGUUGCAAGUUAUGCAGCUGAUACCAUGUUUGAGGAGGCUAUUGAUGUGGUUAGAUACAUGAUUAAGCAUGGGUGUAAACCAAACCAGAAUACAUACAACUCCAUAAUAGAUGGAUAUUGUAAACUCAAUCACCAGGAUGAGGCAAGUACAUUUGUUAACAACCUUCAGAAGCUAGAUCCGCAUAUUUCCAAGGAGGAGGAAAUUAGACUAUCAGAGCGUAUUGUGGAAAAAUGGUCAUAGAAGAUGGUCUUCCAUAAAAAAAGAAUCUAUCUGGACUGUGUUAUUACUGUUUGAGCACAGAGAGAGAAAGCAGAAAUGGUCAUGUUGUACACGAUUCUGUGUUUUUCCUUGGGGUUAAUAUGCAACUCUUAGCUUUUAGAAGGCUUAGAGUGUAUUUAGCUAGUCUUGUGGGGAGAACACUGUACAGCUGAUGAGUGAUGAGACAAGAAACAGGAAUGACGAAAGGGGGGAAUUGAAAAACUCCCAAGGUAUGCCGGUGAUUGUAAGUUUGUUUAUUCACAAUGUAAUUGAAGAAGCUUCGUGUUGUCAGUGAGAGUUGAUUCAAGCCAUCAUUAACCUAGCCCUUUGUCAUCUUUUAGAUUGGUUCAACUUUGUGAAUGAAAUGGCAUCAGGAUAUAUUCCAACCCAGGGAAGAAACGACAGAUACAGGAAUGGGGCAAUUUACAACAGCGAUUGGAAUUCUAUUCAAGUGGUUAGUUUACGGGCGUCUUUACUGUUGUUUCUCAUGGUCAUUGUUUUCAUAAGUGACGGCUGAACCUUCUUUCCUCCUUUCCUUUUCCUAAGUGUUAAGUGAAGUUUCUUUUUAAUUCUCAUUAGAUCCUAUCUGUAAAUACAUCUUUCAUUCUUAAUAUAAAUCAAUCCUACUUUCCCAA
This is a messenger RNA of Theobroma cacao (cacao), 3301 nucleotides long. RefSeq names its product Pentatricopeptide repeat (PPR) superfamily protein. The record is from RefSeq and is a predicted model, not a curated record. Gene Ontology annotation, molecular function: mRNA binding; protein binding. Lineage: Eukaryota; Viridiplantae; Streptophyta; Magnoliopsida; Malvales; Malvaceae.